Molecule: messenger RNA, 840 nt
Organism: Trichomycterus rosablanca
Lineage: Eukaryota; Metazoa; Chordata; Actinopteri; Siluriformes; Trichomycteridae
Gene: c6h21orf58
Exons: 8
Coding region: 1-828 (275 amino acids)
Source: RefSeq, a predicted model, not a curated record
AUGGCGGAUCCAAUGGUUGAUCAAAUGACUCGUCUGAAAUUAAGGCUGCUGGAAAAGAAACUGGAGAAUGAGCGAGAAGGCCAUCAUGAAAGAGCUGAUUCAGCAUUUUCCAUAAAAAGCUGUGAUGGACAGACUUAUGCACUGCACAGUGCACUGAGACGUAAGAGAGACUUGCUCCAGAGACUAAGGGAGCAGCACAUGUUAGAAGACUUAGCACGGCCACAGACAUGGGCUGGAUCUCACAGACAGCAUCAGUAUGAAUCACUGUCCUUACCUGCUCGACCUGCACCCCCUGUGUAUAUCUAUCAGUCUCCUCAUCCCGCUCCAGUGGCUCCACAACCUUCAGUCCCACAACCUCCCCAAAUCAUUCAACACCCUGUAAGAGGAUGCCAUCCACCAGCCACCAUAAUUCUGCCACAGCAGCAGCAGCCGCUUAUUGCACCCUUCCAACCUGCAACCUACAGAUCAGGCAGCAUUAAAGAAGACAUGGUAGAGCUAAUGCUCAUGCAAAAUGCUCAAAUGCACCAGAUCAUUAUGCACAACAUGAUGCUGAAGGCACUUCCUCCAAUGGCCACUGGCACUGCCUUGAGUCCUCCAACAGGCCAGCAGAACUACAUGAAAGCCAAGGGAAGCGCCAUCCAUCAUCACCACUAUGUGUCUCCACCACUUCCACCCAUUGGCUAUACUGCCUGGCCAUCUAUGAUGACAGCAGGAAAGGUCGGAGCUUACGAGCCAUGUAUACAGCCUGUGACUGGCCCAGUAACUUUUCCUCCCCUUAACACAAUGACUGCUGAUGGACUAAGGACAGGAGUUCCCUUCAGAUUAUAAAGUAAAGACACA